AUGGUUCUAUUAAAAUGGGGAUGGGUGCAUCAACGUAUUGCAUUAAGAUUUAGACCGACUGUCUGGAAAAAACGCUACUUGGUGCUGACAACCAUGUCCAUCCAUGUGCAUAAAUCUGAGAAAGGUGUGAUAUCUUCCUUGUUUCCAGAUAGUUCACCGGCAGUACAUGUGUGGUCAAAUUUCAUAUCAGCCCAAAGCUAUACAACCCGAGGUUCUGACCAUACAUUUAUGAUAGAGCCCAAAGACCCAACAACGUAUGCUCUUAAAUUCAAGUGCAGUACAUUAGAGGAAAAAGAAAAAUGGUUAGAGGCAAUCACCGAACAACUGGCACUUACCUCCAAAAUUUGGUCUCAAAAAACUACGCCGAAAACCAUUUCCCAAACCCCAAUAGUAUCAGUUUCGGUACUUGAUAAAUGGCUGGACCAAUUAUCAAUCAUUGAAAAUGUAGUCGCAGAGGAUUUAUCAUCAAUUGAACGGACUAAAAUAUAG
Molecule: messenger RNA, 489 nt
Organism: Mucor mucedo
Lineage: Eukaryota; Fungi; Mucoromycota; Mucoromycetes; Mucorales; Mucoraceae
Exons: 2
Coding region: 1-489 (162 amino acids)
Source: RefSeq, a predicted model, not a curated record